GCUCGUGCGGGCGCCAUGGACGCCGACGCGGAGCCCGGCGCCCCGGGCCUGACUGCGGAGGACGGCGCGCGGGCCCCGGCCGAGUUCGCGGCGCUGCACGGCCCGGCGCUGCGCGCGUCCGGGGUCCCCGAGCGCUACUGGGGCCGCCUCCUGCACAAGCUGGAGCACGAGGUUUUCGAUGCUGGGGAGAUGUUCGGGAUAAUGCAAGUGGAGGAAGUGGAGGAGGAGAGUGAGGGUGAGGAGGCCCGGGAGGUGCGGAAGAAGAAGCCCAACCCCGGCGGUGGUGGUGGCGGCGAACUCUGCUACAAGGUCAUUGUGACCAGCGAGAACGGGCUACAGGCGGCUGACCCCAACAGCAUCUUCCUCAUCGACCACGCCUGGACGUGCCGCGUGGAGCAUGCCCGCCAGCAGCUACACCAGGUGCCCGGGCUGCUGCACCGCAUGGCCAACCUGAUGGGCGUAGAAUUCCACGGCGAGCUGCCCAGCGCUGAGGCUGUGGACCUGGUCCUGGAGGAGAUGUGGCGGUUUAACCAGACCUACCAGCUGGCCCACGGGACGGCCGAGGAGAAGGUGCCAGUGUGGUACAUCAUGGACGAGUUCGGCUCGCGCAUCCAGCACUCAGACACGCCCAGCUUUGCCACGGCGCCCUUCUUCUACAUGCCCCAGCAAGUGGCCUACACGCUGCUGUGGCCGCUGCGGGACCUGGACACGGGCGAGGAGGUGACCCGGGACUUUGCCUACGGAGAGGCAGACCCUCUGAUCCGGAAGUGCAUGCUGCUGCCCUGGGUCCCUGCCGACAUGCUGGACUUCAGCUCCUCCACGCCCGAGCCACCCGAUGAGCACUACCAGGCCAUUUUGGAGGAAAACAAGGAGAAGCUACCACUUGCCAUCAGUCCAGUGGCGUAUCCCCGUGACCACGUCUUCAAGGUCUACACAGACAUCCAGCAGGUGCUCAGCCACCUCAGCCACCCACGCUUCACCUUCACCCAGAGUGAGGCCGACGCCGACAUUCUCUACAACUUCUCCCACUUCAAGGAUUACAGGAGGCUCAGCCAGGAGAGGCCCAACGUGCUGCUGAACCAGUUCCCCUGCGAGAACCUGCUGACGGUGAAGGACUGCCUGGCCUCCAUCGCGCGCCGGGCAGGGGGCCCCGAGGGCCCGGCCUGGCUGCCCCGCACCUUCAACCUACGCACCGAGUUACCCCAGUUUGUUAGCUACUUCCAACAGCGGGAGAGGCGGGGCCAGGAUAACCACUGGAUCUGCAAGCCCUGGAACCUGGCCCGCAGCCUGGACACCCACAUCACCAGGAGCCUCCACAGCAUCAUCCGGCACCGCGAAAGCACCCCCAAGGUCGUGUCCAAAUACAUUGAAAGUCCCGUCUUGUUCCUUCGAGAAGACGUGGGGCCGGUCAAGUUCGAUGUCCGCUAUGUCGUGCUUCUGCGGUCGGUGAAGCCCCUGACUCUGUUCGUGUAUGACGUGUUCUGGCUGCGGUUCUCCAACCGGCCCUUCGCACUUGAUGACCUGGACGACUAUGAGAAACAUUUCACUGUCAUGAACUAUGACCCAGAAGUGGUGCUGAAGCAGGUACACUAUGAUGAGUUCAUCCCUGAGUUUGAGAAGCAGUACCCAGAAUUCCCCUGGAAGAGCGUCCAGGGUGAGAUCUUCCAGGCCUUCACGGAGCUGUUCCAAGUGGCCUGUGCCAAGCCACCUCCCCUGGGCCUCUGCGACUAUCCCUCAUCCCGCGCUGUGUACGCUGUCGACCUCAUGCUCAAGUGGGACAACCGGCCAGAUGGGAAGCGAGUGAUGCAGCCCCAGAUCCUGGAAGUAAACUUCAACCCGGACUGUGAACGGGCCUGCAGGUACCACCCAAGCUUCUUCAAUGACGUCUUCAGCACCCUGUACCUGGAUGAGCCCGGCCCCUGCCACGUCACCCGCCUAGUCUAGGUGCUUGUGGCUCUGCUGGGGCCGCCCGGCCGUUCCAGCCUCAGCUCCCGGAGCUGCUUCUGCAGAGCCCCCUCCUCUCCUCCCUCAGGCGCAGCCUCACCCCGGAGCUGUCAUCCCGGCUCCACCUCUGGGAGCUCAGGGUCCUCAGGGUCCUCCCCUCCCAAGGUCAGCAGCAGGGCCAGUCACCGUGUCCCCGGGGCUGAGCGCCAGGCCCUGCCCCUCACCAUCUUCUGUGCUCAGUGAAGGGCUUUUCCAGAGAGUCUGAUUCCUAGGCUGCUGCACGUUCUGGGGUGUUGGUGGGAGAUGGGCUCUGGGGAGCACAACAAGUUUCCCCAGCAACACCCCAUACAUGAACAGGGACCAGACAGGCUGCUUCUCCAGAGUGCUGCUCGUGACUCCCAUGGGGCAGGGGGUUGGGGUCCCACCCUGCACCCCCAGAACAUCUGGGAGCCCCCUCUCCCAGACCCAGCCACCUUGUUCCCAAUCUCGACCAAAACCUUUACCAGCAAGCUUCCCGUGGAGUUUCCAGGUCAGGAAGCCUGUGGCCUUUGGCUGCUGUCGCCUUAGCAUUCGGCAAAGCAGGCCACCCUCCUGCCUCGGUGGCCCCAGCAGCCCCGGCCACUCACCGGGCACGGAAGUAUCCCCACACACACCUGAUGUCCCCUGGGGCCUUGGUGAUGCGUGUGGGGGGCCAAGCGCCAGGCAGCGCACAGCUGAGGAAGAGACGAUUCCAGGGAAAACUUGACGUUACAGGCAGAGGCCACCUUCCACGAGAGUCUAGAGUCAAAUGUUGGGUUCUUGUUAAUUUUUCAUUUAUGGAAGGAAAAUAUAAAAAUUAUUUCUGUAACUUUGUUUCUGAAA
Molecule: messenger RNA, 2805 nt
Organism: Canis lupus familiaris (dog)
Lineage: Eukaryota; Metazoa; Chordata; Mammalia; Carnivora; Canidae
Gene: TTLL12
Product: tubulin tyrosine ligase like 12
Exons: 14
Coding region: 16-1944 (642 amino acids)
Biological process (GO): protein modification process
Source: RefSeq, a predicted model, not a curated record